Molecule: messenger RNA, 1946 nt
Organism: Nematolebias whitei (Rio pearlfish)
Lineage: Eukaryota; Metazoa; Chordata; Actinopteri; Cyprinodontiformes; Rivulidae
Gene: aip
Product: aryl hydrocarbon receptor interacting protein
Exons: 7
Coding region: 131-1156 (341 amino acids)
Molecular function (GO): protein binding; peptidyl-prolyl cis-trans isomerase activity
Source: RefSeq, a predicted model, not a curated record
UUUUAGCGCAUGCGCAUAUGAACUGACGCAUGGAUUGUACUUACGUCAGAGGCCUGCGGGGACGUAACGUGCUACGAAACAGCUGGUUCAAUUUCGGAAAACAUCGUUAUUUUCCGUGAACGAGUAAAGGAUGGAGGAAGAGGCACGCAAGCUUCUCGAAGAGGGAAUAAGAAAGAAACUGAUAAGCCCAGGUAAAGGAGAGCAGCCGACCUUCCCAAAUGGAACCAAGGUCAUCUUUCACUACCGCACCAGCUUGUGUGAUGGCACGGUGCUGGAUGACUCCAGAACCAUGGGGGGCCGCAGCAAACCUAUGGAGCUCAUCCUGGGCAAGAAGUUUAAACUGGCUGCGUGGGAAAGAAUAGUCAUCUCUAUGAAACAAGGCGAGGUCGCAGAAUUCACCUGCGACACCACGCACACAGCUCUGUACCCGCUCGUGUCGCAGUCGCUGAGAAACAUCAGUGUUGGGAAGGACCCUAUGGAGGGCCAGAAGCACUGCUGCGGCAUCGCUCAGAUUCACUCCCACCACUCUUUAGGGCACAAAGAUCUGGAUCAUCUCCAGGCCAACCCACAGCCUCUUGUCUUCACCAUCGAGCUGCUGGAGGUUCUUCCUCCCGGUUCCUACCAGCUGGAUAUGUGGGCCAUGAGCGACCAAGAGAAGCUUGAGCUUGUGCCACAGAUCCAUGAGGAGGGCAACGUGCUCUUCAAGCAAGGCAAAGUUAAGGAGGCCUCGGAGAAGUACUACAGUGCCAUCGCCUGCCUCAAAAACCUGCAGAUGAAGGAGCAUCCUGGAGAUGGAGGCUGGAUAAAGUUGGACCUCAUGAUCACUCCGCUGCUUCUAAACUACUGUCAGUGCCUGCUGCUGCAGGACCAGUACUACGAGGUCAUCGAGCACUGCUCCUCCUUGGUCUUCAAAUACGAAGAUAACGUAAAGGCCUACUACAAGCGGGCUAAAGCUCACGCUGCAGUGUGGAACGAGGAGGAGGCUCGAGCGGACUUUGCCAAGGUGUUGGAGUUGGACCCGACUCUGGAAGCCUCCGUGAACAAAGAGCUGAAGGCCAUGGAGGAGAGGCUGCGCUGCAAGCAGCAGGAGGAGAAGGGUCGCUACAAGGGCCUGUUUGACUUCAACACGCGGCCGGCCGCUGCCACCACAGGCUGAGACGGGUCGGACUUCAAGACGGAGACGACGCUCUUGGUGUUUUGAUUUCAUCUGUGCACUUAAGCCAAACAUGCUGCCAAUCUGCUCAGACACGCGCUGACACCAUCAGCUUGUUUUUAUGUUUAGCCACGAUUUUACCGUCUCUGAAUGUGAAGCUGUGGCUCCGACUGGAACAAAGUCAGUGCCUGUCGUGGCCCGCAGAACCAUUAACCCAGUGCAGCAAUUUCUUUCACUUUAAGGGAACACUUCCUGUUUUGGUAUUUAUUAUUUAGCCUUUUAGGAAUCCAUAAAGUUUUAGUCAGUAAUUGCUCCCAGUAGUGAGCAUCCAGGUUGGAAACCUGUUUUAUAAAAUAUUACUUUUCCCUCUUAUUAUGCUUAAUAAUGAAUUAAUCUUAAUUUUUAUAACAUAAGAGUUUAUCAUAGCACUUGUAACCUAUAGGUUAUGCAUAUUUUCCUACUUUAAGCUGGUGAAUAAUCCUUAAAGCUCCUGUAGUCACUGCUCAGUAUAGAAGCAGAGAAAGCUUCACCUUUUUCUCCACAUCUUGUUUCCACCCGCUCAUCCUUCUGGUCACGGCUGAAGCAGCGUGUUGGAGGCCGGACAGGAAGUGGACCGGUCUGUGACAAUCACUAAACAUGAGGACGUGUUUUCUCUGCUUUUCCAUGCGCUCUUAUUUAGUGGAAGUACGUGAAUGUCGCUGUUGAAAAGUCUGUUUACUACAUGUAACAAUGUGUCCAUCAGUAGCUUUUCUGAAGUGAAACGUUGUGAUGUAACCAAAAAUAAACUCGUUUA